This is a messenger RNA of Haliotis rufescens (red abalone), 1103 nucleotides long. RefSeq lists its product as uncharacterized. Bases 79 to 840 code for a protein of 253 amino acids. The record is from RefSeq and is a predicted model, not a curated record. The transcript is spliced from 4 exons. NCBI's taxonomy places the organism in Eukaryota, Metazoa, Mollusca, Gastropoda, Lepetellida, Haliotidae.
CAUUCUGCCGCAUACCCCUUUCAGUCUCGGAGCUGCUCACUUGGAGAAAACACGAGAUCGCGCCCUGAAAGUCUCACAAUGAUGAGGAUAUUGGCUUGUCUCAUUGUAGUGGCAACAUUUUGUCCAACGCAGUCGGCGACACUUCACAGGAAUAAAAGAUGGAACAAUGGCGGGGAUGAAUUUGCUGUUGCCCCUGGUUACAAACCCAUGUCACUGGAUGACCCGAGAAGACUGAAGCAGAUUGAGACCUACUCAGACACAGCUCAGGGUUUGACAGUCGUCAAGGAUCCAUCGGACGGUAUCAAGGCGUGCUUCAUCACCGACCUGGACCCCGAGUUCUUCUUGGACGUAGAGGAGAAACUUGGCAUCGUGAACUCGCCUGACCAUGAGCCGUUCAUCGUCAGCAGCCCGAUGAAAUACCAGGAAUUUGAGAGGAGGGCUGGACCCAUCAUCACCAAACUCUGCAGUCGUCUUCACACGUUCUGGCUCAACGAGCAACUCCCACCACCCCUGGUAAAAGGCCAAGCCCCACCCUCUGCCUUCAGAACGCCACCCCCUCUCAUCAAGACCCCACCCCCACUCCAUCUGGCCAACCACAAUGAAGUUGAGACCGUUCUUGCCCCCGGGGCCCUUGCCCAUGUGAUGAACACUCCUCCCUCACUCCACCGCGAAAUCAAGACCCCACCCCCACUCCAUCUGGCCAACCAUAAUGAAGUUGAGACCGUUCUUGCCCCCGGGGCUCUUGCCCAUGUGAUGAAAACCCCUCCCCCUCUCCCCAAAGCCCUGAAGGUCCCUCCCCCACUCACCCACAACUUUAAAGUCCCCCCUCCCCUGAAGUAGAGAGAGACUUUCUCCUGAUACCUGGUGAAACGUAACAUGCAUUUUUGUGGAGAGAUUUGUUAGGCGCGCUGUAUACGUCGUGUUGUUUAUACGCAGAUAGAGGAUCACAGUACCUGAGUCGGAUAUAUAGAGAGUGGAACUUAUCAAACAAAUGGCCUGAUUUUAUUCCACGCUUUUGUUUCUGCGUGCAUUGGGAGUAUAAUGAUCACUGAUGUCAUGUUAGCGAAUCCACAGACUUGAUUAAAUAAAAGUCUUCUGUCAUA